Molecule: messenger RNA, 1166 nt
Organism: Scutellospora calospora
Lineage: Eukaryota; Fungi; Glomeromycota; Glomeromycetes; Diversisporales; Gigasporaceae
Source: the annotation of a GenBank genome assembly
AUUUAUCUUUUACGGUUGUACGAGAUAUUUCUCGUCUUUACACUGAUGCCGAUGAUUUUAAUCUACACAUUACAGUAGGAGAAGAACCAAAUGUUGAAAUAUUUAAAGCUCAUUCCGUUAUUUUGCGUGCUAGGUCUUCAUACUUUAGAGCUGCUUUAUCAUCAAAUUGGGCCAAGAAAGAAGAAAAUAUCAUCACUUUCCGAAAGUCAAAUAUUUAUAUUGAUUUAAACACCUGCGUCAUAGAAAAUUAUCUUUUAGAUCUGCUCGUUGCUUCAGAUGAAUUAAACCUUACUGAAUUAGUUGACCAUAUUCAAGACUAUAUCACAUCUAGUUUAUUAAUUUCUAAUCCUAAAUCUAUGGAAUCUAUGGAUAAUGAUAAAGAGAAUCAUUGGGACUCCAUGGAUUGUAUUCAACAUAUUAGAUUUUAUCAAUUAACAUGUAAAGAAUAUUAUUAUCAAAUUCGACCUUAUAAAAAACUUUUACCGAAAGAACUUCGAGAAAAUCUUAAAUUAUAUUAUAUUAUUCCAAAAAGUAUUCCUAAAUCAACAAUUUUACCACCAAGAAUUCCUAAACAUGAAUUAAAUUCUACAAUAAUUGAUUCAAAACGAGCAGCAUUAAUAGCAAGUUGGAUAGAUCAUAAAGAAGAAGCAACAUCAUACAUUUCAAAAGAAAAUCCUUAUAAUUUUAAAUUAUUAUUAAGGGGAAGUCGGGAUGGAUUUUUUGUAGAAGAUUUUCGUAAAAGAUGUUUUAAUCAAGGACCAACAGUUAUAAUAAUUCAAACAGAAAUUCAAUCAUCAGCUACAGCAACAGCACCAUCAUCAGUAUUUCAUGGACAAACAAGAACAGGACAAAUAAUUAUGGGAGGAUAUAAUCCAAAAAGUUGGUCAGGAACGAAUAAAUUUAGUUCAUCAACAGAAAGUUUUAUAUUUUCAUUAUGUAGUGAUACACAAUCACAUAUUAUAACAUUAAGUAGAGUAGUAGCACAACAUUCAGCUUUUGCAAUCUCAGAUGAUGAUAGUCAAUUUAUUGGAUUUGGGAAUGGAGAUUUAUAUAUUUUUAAAAAUAGUUGUCAAAAGAGAGACUAUAUGUAUGCAAUUUUAGAUAGACCUAAAUUUUCAAUGGAUGAGAUUGAAGUUUUUCAAGUUAUAAAAAAGGAAGAAGUUUAA